This is a messenger RNA of Bombina bombina (fire-bellied toad), 1178 nucleotides long. RefSeq names its product CD59 glycoprotein-like. The transcript is spliced from 3 exons. Lineage: Eukaryota; Metazoa; Chordata; Amphibia; Anura; Bombinatoridae. The record is from RefSeq and is a predicted model, not a curated record. Bases 49 to 423 code for a protein of 124 amino acids.
CUAGAUUAUGUGAGACAGACAGAGGGAUAAAGAGAAGAGAACGAGAACAUGAACAACAUUGUAGUCUGCGUGACUUUAAUUUUACUGAUAUCAAAUGGGGAGUCUCUACGAUGCUACACCUGUCUUUUCCCAACUAUUGCCCCGUUGGAGUGUAUAAAGUUCCCAGUCACUUGCCCUCCAUCUGAGCAAUGCCUCAUAUCUACAGCCACUGGGAAAAAAGGUAACUUCCAGUUUAUCCUGCGUGAGAGAAGCUGUGCUAUAAGCAGUGUUUGUGGGACCAGUGGAGAGAAAAGCACACUAGGCGUUAAUGUCACCUUCCACAACACCUGCUGCAAGACUGACCUCUGCAAUUCUGGAACAGCAGGAAAAGCUUCACUUGCCAUCUUACUGCUCCCCUCCCUUGUGUUUCUACUGCUCCCUUAGAUCAGAGAGUGCUAUUCAUUAAACAUUCAGGUGCUAGGCAAUGUGUUGUCCCCUUUGUAGUGUCACUGGUGCUGUCACAUAUUGCCUGCUUGCUUUUGUAGAAUUUAUUGGAGCUAGGUCAUAUAUCCCCUGCCCAAUCUGUUAUUCUUAGAGAUGCCAGUUACAGAAACCCUUUAUUUUCUUUCAUACACCUAUCGCUUCCAUCCUAGAUUUAUCAGGUCUCCUCUAUUUUUUUAUCCCUAGAGGUAACUCCAUUUUCUUACUCUAAAAAUCCAAGGUUUAGAGCCUUCAUCUUACUGAUAGACACCAAGAUCUAUCUACAGAGCAGUUACUCUAGAUACAGUUCUGAACGAUUGCUAUGUCUGUGUGUUUUCCUUUUGCAUUUUGUGGUAUCCUGACAUAUUCCCUGUCCAUGUCUUCAGGCACCAAUAUGGCUAAUAUUUCAUUUUGUGUGGUGCCCCCUUCAUUGCAAUAAGUCAAACCUUGUUUAGUACCUGAUACCCUUUUUGUUGGGUAUCCCAAGGUACCACACCCAUACCAAGUCUACUGACUUUUUCCCAAGGUGUCUUAUGGAGUCAUCUCUGUAUUUCAUGGAAGUAACACAAUAGUUCCUCCUCUGUAGUCCAUAGAAGUAGUAUCUCUGUAACUUUCUAUUAGACACUUGCAGAAUGCAUAUUACCUGCAGUAGAUCGUUGUCAUUCUAAAAACUAUUUCCUAUCAAAUUAAAUAAGUUCUAGACAACUUUGUCACACCUA